AUGGGCUUAAACUUUCCUAAAAUUGACAUCGACUUUCUAGGCUCUUUCCUAUUUCCUUGCAAUAAACGCAACCCUGCCCAUCUCGGUUGGUGGCUUAGGUUUAGGUACCGUGGUGGAUUUAGCACCUUCUGCCUUCUUGGCUUCUGCUGCUGCCACGGUUCCUCUCCAAAAUUUAUUGUUGCCCAGAGAUUAAAUAUAUUCCGACAAUUUCAGAACCCAAUGAGUUGGGAUCAUCUUGGUGAAGGUGGUCCCAAAUUCCGCCUGUGGUACCAGGCUGGACGACUCUUGUGUUCGUGUCAGUUUGGGACUGAGACUCGGUGCUUUCAGAGGGCAAACAUACCCACAAUUAAAAAACCCACGGGUCUUAUGGAGGAAAGUAGCCUCAGGCCCGAUGGGUAUACUAUUUCACCAUGGGCGCAGGGACGUUUCCUUGCUUGGGAUGUUACGUUCCCUCACACCAUGGCUGAAAAGUACAUUAAUCUUACCUCACAGGAGGCGGGUGCCGCUGCCUUAAGAGCCGCAGACUUUAAAAAUUCAAAAUAUGCGGCUCUUGCAGAAAGCAAAAUUUUUCAGCCAGUCUGCAUUGAGACCUUUGGUCUAACCGAUGCUCAGACUCAGAGUUUUCUGAAUGAAUUCUGUAGCAAGAUUGUAGAAGUAUCGGAAUACUUGAAAACAAAUAAAUUUAAAGUAAUCAGUUGUUUUGAGGCAAAGUCUCAUCUGGGAAAAGGCUUCAGAAUAUGUAUUGACAUCAAUAAUUCAGAUAGCACUUUCACAGAUUCUGCUCUCUGGGAUGAGGACACAAUCAUUCGUGAGUGGGUCUUCAAACCAAAUAAUAAUAUUGACAAAAAGAAUAAAAAUGAAAUUAGCAUUGAUGAUAAACACCUCAGUAACAACGACUCAAAUUAUUACACUGUUGAGGAAUUUUCUAAAAAUAUCUUAGAAUUACAAAAGCAUAUCGGCUGUGAUUUUAUCUCAAUAUUACAUUUAAAUGCUCGUAGUCUGUUUCACAAAUUAUUGAAUCCAGAGAUCUUGUUGAAACAAUUUGAUUUUAUCUUCAAAAUUAUUGUAAUAUCUGAGAGUUGGUUAAACGAUGAAACGGCUGAUUUAAUUAAAUUAAAUAAUUACAAUUUCGUAUACAAAAAUAGAAGAAAUAGACGUGGUGGCGGUGUUGGAAUGUUUAUAAAAGAUGAUGUAAAAUAUGUUGUAAAUGAAAGCAACAUAUUCGAUGAUGACAACGCUGACACACUUUGCGUGGAAUUUGAAUUGCAUCAAGCCUCACUACAUAACAUGAUCAAGAUAAUUGCCAUCUAUCGACCACCUAGUUAUAAAUAUGAGUCUUUUUUAGAAAAAAUUGAAUCGAUACUAAAUAGUCUAAAUCCACUUGAUAAAAUUUUCAUUGUCGGAGAUUUUAACAUUAAUCUAAUGGAUAAAACCUCCAAAGAUUUUCAAAACUUUUCAGAUCCUUAUCCAAUUUAUACAGUUGUAGAAAAUACAGGAUUUGUCACUACCGAUGCUCUGACUUUGAAAAGGAACAUAAAUAAGAGAAACAUUUCCCUAAUCAAGGAAGCUCUAUCUUCUGAAAAAUGGGAUUCAAUAACGGAUGAGAGUAACAUUGACACCUGUUGCAUGAAUUGUUAUAAUCAAUUAAAUAGAAUUCUUGAUAUUUACGCCCCAUUGCAACCGCUGAAACGGAAAAAUAAAAAGCCAUGGUUAAUGAAUCUUCAAAAAUAA
This is a messenger RNA of Helobdella robusta, 1731 nucleotides long. RefSeq lists its product as hypothetical. Gene Ontology annotation, molecular function: catalytic activity. Bases 1 to 1731 code for a protein of 576 amino acids. The transcript is spliced from 9 exons. Lineage: Eukaryota; Metazoa; Annelida; Clitellata; Rhynchobdellida; Glossiphoniidae. The record is from RefSeq and is a predicted model, not a curated record.